Prunus mume (Japanese apricot) is the source of this 2874-nucleotide messenger RNA. The record is from RefSeq and is a predicted model, not a curated record. NCBI's taxonomy places the organism in Eukaryota, Viridiplantae, Streptophyta, Magnoliopsida, Rosales, Rosaceae.
AUAUCAAAUGAAACGGUAUGAAAUCGGUAUGGUACGGUGCGGUUAGAGUACGGUUUCAGUAUUUCGGUUUAAGAUGCCCACCCCUAAUAACAACUAUAACAUUUAAACAAAAUCCGAACUUAAUCAACCAUACCAUUUUAUCAACCAAAAAAAAUUCAUCAUACCCUAAAAUUAGUUAUGACCCAAGAAAAUUUCACAACUCAUCUUAUCUACCUCCUUAGAUUCUCCUUCCUCAUAUCAUUCAAUUUUAAUCCACCACCAUAAAAACAAAACGUAUAUACAUGUUAGACUAUUGACACACAGAAUGACAGAAAGCACAGAAUCCAUGGAAGAAUCCACUCAUGAAAUCACAAGCCCUUUCAUUUCUAAGGACAAGAAAGAUGAAGACUUUUAUGGCCAGCCCUCAUCUUCUCAACCAAAACUUCAAAACCCAGAAGAAGAAGAAAACUCACCAGUGGAACAGGUUGCUUUGACUGUACCAACCACAGACGAUCCCUCCCUCCCAGUCCUAACAUUUCGAAUGUGGGUUCUGGGUACCCUCUCCUGCGUCCUCCUCUCCUUCCUCAACCAGUUCUUCUGGUACAGAACAGAGCCUCUUUCGAUCACCGCCAUCUCUGCCCAGAUUGCUGUGGUGCCUCUGGGGCAGCUCAUGGCUUCCAAAAUCACAACCCAUGCCUUUUUCAAAGGCUCCCGCUGGGAGUUCACCUUGAACCCUGGACCCUUCAAUGUCAAAGAACAUGUCCUCAUCACCAUCUUUGCCAAUUCUGGAGCUGGCACUGUCUACGCCAUUCAUGUUGUUACUGUGGUUAAAGUUUUUUACAAGAAACACAUCACCUUCUUUGUGUCCCUGCUUGUUAUCUUAACAACUCAGGUGUUGGGGUUUGGUUGGGCUGGGAUUUUCAGGAGGUACUUGGUUGAGCCAGCUGCUAUGUGGUGGCCGGCAAACCUUGUCCAAGUUUCAUUGUUCAGGGCCCUCCAUGAGAAAGAAGCAAGGCCAAAGGGAGGAUUGACCAGAACACAGUUCUUCCUCAUUGCCUUCAUGUGCAGCUUUGCUUACUAUGUUUUCCCUGGCUACCUCUUUGAAAUGCUAACUUCCCUCUCUUGGAUAUGUUGGAUUUUCCCCAAUAAUGUCCUGGCCCAACAGCUUGGCUCAGGUCUUUAUGGGCUUGGAAUUGGAGCCAUUGGGCUUGACUGGUCAACCAUCUCCUCCUACCUUGGAAGCCCACUUGCAAGCCCAUGGUUUGCCACAGCCAAUGUUGCUGCUGGUUUUUUCUUUGUCAUGUACAUAUUGACUCCUCUUUGCUAUUGGCUUAAUGUCUACAAAGCCAAAACCUUCCCAAUUUUUUCAGACACAUUGUUCACAUCAGAUGGUCAAGAAUACAACAUAACAGCUAUCAUUGACUCCAAUUUCCACCUUGAUUCCGCCGCGUAUGAUCGAGAAGGUCCGCUUUACCUCAGCACAUUUUUUGCAAUAACUUACGGCGUUGGCUUUGCUGCACUCACUGCUACAAUUAUUCAUGUUGCUCUGUUUCAUGGAAGGGAAAUAUGGGAGCAAAGCAAAGCAAGUUUCAAAGAGAAGCAAAUGGACAUACACACAAGACUUAUGCAGAGGUACAAUCAAGUGCCCGAAUGGUGGUUUGUGGCCAUACUUUUGGUCAACAUUGCAGUUACUAUUUUUACCUGCCAAUACUACAAUGACCAGCUCCAGUUGCCUUGGUGGGGUGUUUUACUAGCUUGUGCUAUUGCCAUUUUCUUCACCCUCCCAAUUGGGAUCAUCACAGCCAUCACAAAUCAGACACCAGGCUUGAACAUCAUCACUGAGUAUAUAAUUGGGUACAUCUACCCAGGAUAUCCAGUUGCCAAUAUGUGCUUCAAGGUGUAUGGCUACAUAAGUAUGACACAAGCCAUCACAUUUUUGCAAGACUUCAAGCUUGGUCACUACAUGAAAAUCCCUCCUAGAACCAUGUUCAUGGCUCAGGUUGUGGGUACCCUGAUUGCUGGAAUUGUCUACUUGGGCACUGCUUGGUGGCUGAUGGAAACCAUCCCAGACAUAUGCGAGGACAAAUCAUCUGUGUGGACUUGCCCAAGUGACACAGUAUUCUAUGAUGCCUCAGUCAUAUGGGGCUUGAUUGGCCCUAGAAGAAUAUUUGGUAACUUGGGCACAUAUGAGGCAGUCAAUUGGUUCUUCUUGGGUGGGGCAGUUGCCCCCCUUGUUGUAUGGGCAGCUGCUAAGGCCUUCCCAAAACAAGAGUGGAUCAGGCUCAUCAACAUGCCCGUCCUAAUUGGUUCCACAGGGAAUAUGCCACCUGCAACUGCAGUCAACUACACUUCUUGGAUCAUUUUGGGUUUUCUGUCUGGUUUUGUUGUGUAUAGGUACAGGCCAGAUUGGUGGAGGAGGCACAAUUAUGUGCUCUCUGGGGCACUUGAUGCUGGCCUUGCCUUCAUGGGGGUGCUUCUGUAUUUUAGCUUGGGGUUGGAGGACAUUAGCCUUAGCUGGUGGGGAAAUGACCUUGAUGGGUGCCCCUUGGCUACUUGCCCUACGGCUAAAGGGGUGAUUGUUGAAGGCUGCCCUGUUUACACUUGAAGAAAUUGUAUAUAGUUUUAUUUUUUUUCAUUCUUAAAGAAUUGCACUAGUUGGAUAGAAAAUAGGAUGAUUUCUUUCCAAUCAACUGUUGUUUUCUUGGUUUGUAAUGGGGAAAGCAACGGAUUUCAUUUGUAAUUUGUGCAUGGGCAGUAUUCAUGCUUGAAUUUGGUCCAACAAAAUGUUAGAGAAGUUUCACAAAAACAAAAAAAAAUGUUGGAGAAUCCUACGAGAUUGAAAGAUGCUACAGAAAUCAUACUGGUGUGAUAUAGUAAGUUAUCUUUUGGUAUUUA